Messenger RNA from Anolis sagrei ordinatus, 1209 nucleotides. Lineage: Eukaryota; Metazoa; Chordata; Lepidosauria; Squamata; Anolidae. The record is from RefSeq and is a predicted model, not a curated record.
UAGAGAGUGGCCUCUCCGGACGGGACUCGUUUGCGGGGGCGGAGGGAUACGAGAGAGAGAGGGAGAGAGGGAGAGGGGCAGGGAGUGAGCCGUGUGCAAGGAGGGCGGAAGGAGACGCGGCGAGGGAGGAAGAGUCCGGCCGGCCUCGCGGCACUACUUCGCCGCCGCUGUUGCCAUGGCUGACCAGCUGACGGAGGAACAGAUUGCAGAGUUCAAGGAGGCCUUCUCCCUCUUCGACAAGGAUGGCGACGGCACCAUCACCACCAAGGAGCUGGGCACCGUGAUGCGCUCUCUGGGCCAGAACCCCACCGAAGCUGAACUGCAAGACAUGAUCAACGAGGUGGACGCUGAUGGAAAUGGCACCAUCGACUUCCCCGAAUUCCUCACCAUGAUGGCCCGGAAGAUGAAGGAUACCGACAGCGAGGAGGAAAUCCGCGAGGCCUUUCGUGUGUUUGACAAGGAUGGCAAUGGGUACAUUAGUGCUGCAGAGCUACGCCACGUCAUGACUAACCUGGGCGAGAAGCUAACGGACGAGGAGGUUGAUGAGAUGAUCAGAGAAGCCGACAUCGAUGGGGACGGACAAGUCAAUUACGAAGAGUUUGUACAGAUGAUGACUGCCAAAUGAGACCAAAAGACCCGCCCUGUUCCUCCCCGUCCCCCUGUACAGAAUGGAAGGAUGGUCGGCUUUCCAUCAAGAUCUCCCUCCAGCUCCAUUGAUGUAGGACAUGUUCCAUUCUGACGCUUUAGCAACUUGUGGCCAUUUCUCCGCUCUUCUCUCACCCACCUUCCCUUCAUCUUGGUUUACACGCUAGUGGCAGAUGACGCCAGGAUGGUAAGAAGCUGGUUUUAAAAAGGGGAAAUGGAGCUCGAUGCCUCGCAUUUGGCUCCCUUGGAGAGGGGUCAGAACCGGGGAAAGCAUCCCCCCUUUCUUUGGCCCCACCCCGGCCUUGCAUCUCUGCUCUGUGUCUCCAAAGACUGCCUCCCCUUUGUGCCCAUGGACCAUUGAAUGUGGCUGCCGCCUCUUCCGCCAUUGUCUUCCUGGGAAUAUCUUCCUAUCUUAUUGGGUAUAUUGUCUACUCUUAACCUCCCAAUACUUGCCAUAGCCCACGCUCCUUUGACCUUCCAGUGGCUUCAGGGAAUGCUUCUAUUCCAUUCCAGGUGGUGUAAGGUUUGUUUCCUUCUUUUAAAUAAAGUGUGUGUGUUUCAAAA